Molecule: messenger RNA, 4848 nt
Organism: Mucor velutinosus
Lineage: Eukaryota; Fungi; Mucoromycota; Mucoromycetes; Mucorales; Mucoraceae
Exons: 2
Coding region: 1-4848 (1615 amino acids)
Biological process (GO): sulfate assimilation; amino acid biosynthetic process
Cellular component (GO): sulfite reductase complex (NADPH)
Molecular function (GO): FMN binding; heme binding; sulfite reductase (NADPH) activity
Source: RefSeq, a predicted model, not a curated record
AUGCAACAUAAAAAUCAAUUCUUAAACGGAGAGUCAGCCUCCAUCAAGGCAUCUCAGUUAUUGAGUCAACACAUUUACACUUACAAAAACAUCGAUGCCACCGCCAGCAGCAGCAACAACAUUUGGGGCAAAUCCACAGGCCACACUGUCUACACGCAACAAGACAUCACCAGCCGUUUGCAACACGGUACACACUCUGCAGCACUCGUCUCGUCUGAUUCAUUGAUCUCUGCUAUUCCUCAAUUAUACAAACUGGCUUCUGAAAGGUCGGGUGUGGUGCUUCAUGUCUCAGCAAAGCACGGUGAUUCUUCUAGUUUUGCUGAUUUCUCUAAUGUCAUGGCUGUACGUCAAAGUGGCUUGACAUUCCUCAGUUCCUCCACUGUACAAGAAGCUCAUGAUUUGGCUGUCAUUGCCCACGUGGUGGCUAUCAAGACCAACACACCUGUGUUGCAUUUCUUUGAUUCUAAGCGUAUUGCAGACGAGUUCACAUCCAUUGAUUUGGUGGAUAUCGACACGUUGAAGCAACUGAUCACCUCAGACGAUUUGGAACACUAUCAACAGGCAGAGCAACAAGAACAGCAAUCAGCCUACCUUCAAUACAAGCAACAGCAACAACAAAAGGAGGAUGGAAAGGAUGUGGACGUAUAUGCUGCUGUUCAAGAGGCCAUGGUGCAUUUUGCUACUUUGACAGGCCGUCAAUACGCUCCUUUGGAGUUCAUUGGUCAUCCUGAAGCUGAAAAUGUGAUUAUUGCUAUGGGCGCUGGUGCUACCGUGGUUGAAAAGACGGUUCAAGCUCUGGGUAAAGAAGCUAAAUUGGGUCUCUUGAAGGUGAGAUUAUACAGACCUUGGUCAGACACUGAUUUAUUGGCUACUCUACCAAGCGCUACCAUCAAGCGCAUUGCUGUGUUGGAGCCCUCUCAUGAUUUCACUUGUACCUGGAAUCCUCUCUUUUUGGAUAUCGCUGCUGCCUAUCAAACUGCUGAAGACAAUGAUGUGGAGCUCGUCAGUGGUCAAUAUGGUGUCAAGGAUCAAGAUUUCUCUCCUGCCCAAGUCCAAGCUGUCUUUGCUGAAUUGAGCAAGGCUGAUUUCCAACGUAAAUUCGAGGUGGCUUCCUUGAACAUCCCUCAACAUGUCAAUGUUGUAGCUCAAGAUACAGAGCAAUUCUUGAUUGUUGGUGAUGAAACUUUGGCUUUGAACUAUGCUCAAGCUGCUGUCUCUGCUGGCAAAUAUGCUCAAGUCUAUACUGUUAACCAAGUGUCUCAUGUGCGUGUCUCUGCCGUGGCUGGUCCUCUCUUGCCUUCCCUUGUCUCUGAGGCCAAGGCUGUUGUGCUUCAAGAUACAUCUGUGGAUGCUGAUCAAGCCAUCAAGGCACUUGCCAAGGGUGGCGUUGUUGCUGUCCAUGGUGCUGCUGUUUCCGAGAGCUUGGAUGCUGCUUUGACUGAAGCUACUAAGCGUGCUAUUGGUGUUGCUGGUGCCAAGGUGGUUCAUUUGACCAAUGUCCAAGAUCUUGUCUCUGCUGGUCUCUCUAGCGUCUUGUCCAAAGCCGAAGCCAUGGUCACUCCCUCUGGUUGGGAUCAAUUGACUGGUACUCCUGCUGCUGCUGUUGCCACUUCCUCUACCAAGACUGCUGCCAAGACACUUGCUGUCGAGACUCCCUACCUCAAAAUGCUGGACCAAGUCUUCCAAGACCGUCUUGAGAUUGCCAAUGCUGUCAACAGUGCUUCUGUUUGGUCUCGUGACGAACACAAUGCCGCUGCCUCUGCCCCUGAAUUCGGCUAUGGUAAGAUUGUCAACAAGAUCCAACAACGUGCUCGUUUCAUCGAUGCAGUUGAAACCUUAAUCAAGGAGAACAAGGUGUCUGAAGAAGCCUACAAGACGUUGUCUCAAUGGCUGUUGGUUGUCAAGUCCUCCAAGUCUGACGUCAAGGCUAUCAACAAGGCCGCUGAAGCUGUUGUCUCUGCUAUUGCCAAUGUCUCUGCUGUUGACUAUGUCUCUCAAAACAAGGAUCUCUUGUUCCAAAAGUCCAACUGGUUGAUUGGCUCUGAUUCUUGGGCUUAUGAUCUCGGUCAAUCUGGUGUGCAUCAUGUCAUUGCUCAAGGUGAAAAUGUCAACAUGUUGAUUGUAGACACAUUGCCUUAUUCCAGCGAGGUAGCUCGUGAACAACGCAAGAAGGAUAUUGGCCUCUAUGCCAUGAACUUUGGCUCUGCUUAUGUGGCUUCUGUUGCUGUCUACUCUAGUUAUACUGGUGUCUUGCACGCCUUGAUGGAAGCUGAUGCUUACCAAGGUCCUUCUAUUGUCUUGGCCUACUUGCCUCAAGAACCUGCUACUACGACUGCUACCAACCCUGUCUUCACCAUGAAGGAGACCAAGGUCUCUGUGGAUAACGGCGCCUGGCCCUUGUAUCGUUGGAACCCUGCCUUGGAUGCGGAGGGCAAAGAAGCUUUCUCUUUGGAUUCUCAACGUAUCAAGAAGGAUCUUGAAAAGUUCUUGGAACGUGAAAACCAUUUCUCUCAAAUUGUGGCUCAACAUCCUGACAUUUCUCAAUUGCUCGUGAGCUCCUUGGAGAAUGACGUUGAAAAGAGACACAGUGAAUUGAAGCGCAAGGCUCGUGAAGACUUUGCUAAGUUGCUGUCUGGUAUGGGUGCUGCUAACGGUCCUCCUCUCCUUGUUCUCUUUGGUUCUGAUAACGGUAAUGCUGAAGGUGUUGCCAAGAAGAUUGCCAACCGUGCCAAGAGCAGAGGUCUUCAAGUCAAACUGAUGGCUAUGGACGACUAUGAGGAUGUACAAGAGCUGGCCAAUGAAACCAAUGUCGUCUUUAUCGUCUCUACUGCUGGUCAGGGUGAAUUGCCCUCCAAUGCGCGUGAACUGUGGAAGGCCUUGAACGGUAUGAUUGUCGGUGAUGCUGAUUUCAGUCAGUUGAACUACGCUGUCUUUGGUAUGGGUGAUAGCCACUACUGGCCUCGUGAAGAAGAUGCCAUGUUCUACAACCGUCCUGGUAAACUCAUUGAUGCCAAAUUGGAGACUUUGGGUGCCAACCGUCUUGUGGAGAUUGGUUUGGGUGAUGAUCAAGAUGCCGAUGGUUUUGAAACUGCUUUAGGCGUUUGGCAACCCGAGUUCUGGAAGUCGCUUGGUGUCAAGGAUGUUGGUGCUGAGGAUGAUGAGCCCAAGUUGACGGAUGACCAAAUGAAGAUCAACUCCAACUACUUGCGUGGUACCAUUGCUCAAGAUCUCUUGGAUGAAUCCACGGGUGCUAUUAGUGAAAUCAACGGCAAGUUGCUCAAGUUCCAUGGUUCUUAUGGUCAAGAUGAUCGUGAUAUUAGAGAGGAGCGCAAGAAGAUGGGUCUCGAGAAGGCUUUCAGUUUCAUGAUUCGUGUGCGUAUGCCUGGUGGUGUCUCUACUCCCGAGCAAUGGCUUGUCAUGGAUGAAUUGGCUGAUACUUAUGCAAACGGUGCUAUCAAGUUGACUACCCGUCAAGCUUUCCAAUUGCACGGUAUCUUGAAAAAGAACCUGCGUUCUACUAUCCGCGGCAUCAACCACUCUCUUCUCUCUACACUCGCUGCUUGUGGUGAUGUUAACCGUAACAUCAUGAUUACCCCUGUCACUGAGAUUCCUGAAGUGCACGCUCAAGUCCAACAAUUCGGUAUGGAGCUCAUGGAACACUUGGCUCCCAAGACCACUGCCUAUCACGAAAUUUGGUUGGCUGAUGAGCAAGUCGCUGGUAACGCUGUUCAAGACUUUGAGCCCAUCUAUGGUCCCACUUACUUGCCUCGUAAGUUCAAGAUUGUUAUUGCUGUUCCCCCCAACAACGAUGUGGAUAUCUUUGCUCAUGACUUGGGUUACAUUGCUAUCGUGGAUGACAACAAGAAGGUCAUUGGUUACAACGUUACUAUCGGUGGUGGUAUGGGUAUGACUCACGGUAACAAGAAGACCUAUCCUCGCCCUGCUAAUGUGGUUGGUUACAUCCCUGCUGAAUUGGCUGUUGCUUGUGGUGAGGCUGUCAUGACUACUCAAAGAGACUAUGGUGACCGUACCAACCGUAAGCACGCUCGUUUCAAGUACACUAUUGAUACACAUGGUCUGGACUUUAUCAAGAAUGAGAUUGAGACGCGUAUGGGUGUCAAGUUUGAAGAAGCCAAGCCCUAUGUAUUCAAUGACAAUGCGGAUCGUUAUGGCUGGACCAAGGGUGUUGAUGACAAGUGGCAUUUCUGUAUGUUUAUCGAGAAUGGCAAGAUCAAGGAUUGGCCCGACUUCCAACCCAAGACUGGUCUCAGGGAGCUCGCUAAAUGGCACAAGGGUGAAUUCCGUCUCUCUCCUAACCAACAUUUGGUCAUUGCUAACGUCCCAGAGGCUGAUUUGGAAAAGACCAAGGCUUUGUUGGCUAAAUACAAGAUGGACAACUUGUCUUUCACCGGUCUUCGUUUGAACGCUAUGGCUUGUGUUGCUUUGCCUACUUGUGGUCUUGCUAUGGCUGAAUCUGAGCGUUACUUGCCUACCUUGGUUGGACAUCUUGAACAUGCUAUCGAAGCUGCUGGUCUCAAGGAUGAUGCUAUUACCAUUCGUAUGACGGGUUGUCCCAACGGCUGUGCUCGUCCCUAUCUUGCUGAGAUCGCCUUUGUUGGUAAGGCUCCCAACACAUACAAUGUCUAUCUGGGUGGUGGUCAUCAAGGUCAGCGUCUCAACAAGCUGUACAAGGAAUCCUUACGUGAAGAAGAAAUCCUGCAAGAAAUCAACCCCAUCAUCAAGCGCUAUGCUACUGAGCGUCUCUCGAGUGAGCCAUUUGGUGAUUUUGUUAUUCGUGCUGGAUACGUCAAAGAGACCAUCACUGGUACUGAUUUCCAUGAGCUCUAA